AUGGCGCGCAUCAAGAAGAAGGGACAGGCCGGUGCGGCCAAGAACUUCAUCACGCGCAACCAGGCGAUCAAGAAGCUGCAGCUCAGCCUUCCCGACUUCCGAAAGCUCUGCAUCUGGAAGGGAAUCUACCCUCGCGAGCCGCGCAGCAAGAAGAAGGUGUCCAAGUCGUCCACCGCCUCGACGACCUUUUACUACACAAAGGACAUCCAGUAUCUCCUCCACGAGCCGCUGGUGCAAAAGUUCCGCGACCACAAGGUCCUCGAGAAGAAGAUUUCAAGAGCAUUGGGCCGAGGCGAUGUCAGCGAUGCCGCCAGACUCGAGAGCAACGCCAGCCGGCCCGACAAGACCGGAAAGCCGACCUACACGCUGGACCACGUCGUCCGCGAGCGCUACCCGACGUUUGUCGACGCAUUGAGGGACCUGGACGACUGUCUCUCCAUGCUCUUCCUCUUUGCGAACCUGCCGUCGACCACCCAGGUUCCCGCCAAGAUGAUUGCCCGCUGCGAGCGAUUGUGCCUCGAGUUCCAGCACUAUCUCAUCGUCUCCAAGAGCCUCACCAAGUCCUUCCUGUCCAUCAAGGGUAUCUACUAUCAGGCCAACAUCCAGGGCGAGGAGGUUCUGUGGCUGGUCCCUUACAAGUUCAACCAGAGAAUCGUCGGCGAUGUCGACUUCCGCAUCAUGGGAACCUUUAUCGAGUUCUACAUGACACUUCUCGGCUUCGUCAACUUCAGACUCUAUACCUCAAUUGGCCUCAAGUACCCGCCCAAGUUUGAUGCCGUCAAGGAUGAGAAUGCUGCCGAGUUGGGAGCCUUCACACUGGAGGGCAAGACUCUGGUUGGUGGCGAGGAGCAGAAGAAGCUGGAGGACGUUGCGCACAAGCCGGACCCCAAGGUUCAGGCUGCCGUCAACAAAGUCUUGAAGAGCAUGUCAAACGGAGAGGCCAAUGGCGCUGCUACUGAUGAUGCCGCACCUGCAGACAGCGAGGAGGCAGAGCAAGACGCCGAUGGUGCCAUUGACAAGUUUGAGCCUGCUGCUCCGGGCGGCGACAUCCUGCCUCAGCCGUCAUACACCGGCAACAGCCCCAACACUCUCUUCUCCAACUUUACAGUCUACCUGUCCCGAGAGACUCCUCGCCAGCCGCUCGAGUUUAUCCUCAAGUCGUUCGGCUGCAAGCGUGUUGGCUGGGAUGCUGUGCUUGGCGCCGGCGCUUUCACAACAGACGAGCUCGACCCCUCAAUCACCCACCAGAUCGUCGACCGACCUCCGAUACAAGCUUCGAUGAACGAGGACGGCGAUGGUGAGGACAACCAAACAGCACAGAAGCUGGCGGCCAACCGACGUGUUCCUGGCAGGAUAUACGUUCAGCCCCAGUGGGUCUGGGACUCCAUCAACGAUGGUGAGCUGAAGGAGCCUCAUCUGUACGCACCGGGUGCAGCAUUGCCGCCCCAUCUGAGCCCCUUUGUCAGAAAGGUCCAGGGAGCCUACGACCCGACAAUGACUCUUGAGGAGCAAGAGCCCGAACAUGAGGCGAUUGAGAAUGGUGACGACGAUGAGGAAGCUGACGCGGAUGAGACCGUUGAGGGUAUGGAUGUCGCAGAGUCAGAUGAGGAUGAGGAGGGUGAGGAGGCAGAGGACGAUGAGGAUGAGGUCGACGAAGAUGAAGACGAGGAGGAAGAGGAGGAGGAUGAGGACGAGGCCCUGCAGCGACAGAUUGAGCUGGAAGCUGAAAUGUCCGGCAAGACGGUCCAGUCAAAGGCUGCCAACCCGAAGACCAAGGCCAAGGAGGAAGCCCGAAAGGCGCUUGCCAAGAAGGCCCGCGAAGAGGCCGAGGACUUGGAGCGAGCCAAGGGCAUGCUGAGCAAGAAGAAGAGAAAGCUGUUUGAGCAGAUGCAGUACACAAACAACAAGAAGAGCGCAGAGGAUGCCAAGCUGCGCUCCAAGAGGAGAAAGCUGGAGAAGGAACAGGCCAAGAGCAAGGCGUAAUUGUUGGGGAUUUUCUGUUUAAUAUACUCGUAAAUAUAGGAUCAACGGCGUACCUGCGAUGAAAAUAAAAUGGGUUUUUU
Molecule: messenger RNA, 2063 nt
Organism: Trichoderma reesei QM6a
Lineage: Eukaryota; Fungi; Ascomycota; Sordariomycetes; Hypocreales; Hypocreaceae
Exons: 1
Coding region: 1-1983 (660 amino acids)
Biological process (GO): maturation of LSU-rRNA from tricistronic rRNA transcript (SSU-rRNA, 5.8S rRNA, LSU-rRNA); ribosome biogenesis
Cellular component (GO): PeBoW complex; nucleolus
Molecular function (GO): RNA binding
Source: RefSeq, a predicted model, not a curated record